Molecule: messenger RNA, 8828 nt
Organism: Zonotrichia albicollis (white-throated sparrow)
Lineage: Eukaryota; Metazoa; Chordata; Aves; Passeriformes; Passerellidae
Gene: SLC49A4
Product: solute carrier family 49 member 4
Cellular component (GO): intracellular membrane-bounded organelle; membrane
Source: RefSeq, a predicted model, not a curated record
GCAUGCGGCAGCGCCGGGCCGGGGCAGCGCUGCCGCGCUCGGGGGCUGAAGUGUGGUUGUCCCUUCCCCCGGCCCCGUCCCCUCCUCCCCUGCGGGCCCCCGGCAGCGCCCCCGCAGAUGGGCUUGGGCUGGAGCAGCGCGGAGGAGCGGCGGCCCCUCCUGCCGCCGCCGCCGCAGCAGCCGCGGCCGCAGCCGCGGGGGCCGGCGGGGGUCCCGGCGGGGCGGCUGCCGCCGCUGUCGGGCCGCGUGUACGGGCGGCGGUGGCUGGUGCUGCUGCUGUUCUCGCUGCUGGGCUUCGCCCAAGGCCUGGUGUGGAACACAUGGGGCCCUAUCCAGAACUCGGCCCGCCUGGCCUUCGGCUUCAGCGGCUGGGACAUCGCCCUGCUCGUCUUCUGGGGGCCCAUCGGCUUCGCGCCCUGCUUCUUCUUCAUGUGGCUCAUGGACAAGAAGGGUCUGAGGGUAACAGUGUUACUAACAUCAUCCCUCAUGGUUUUGGGAGCUGGCCUGAGAUGUGUUCCAGUUUCAGACCUAGAAAUUAGGAAAAAGCUGAUCCACGGCGGGCAGCUGCUGAACGGGCUGGCGGGCCCCACGGUGAUGAACGCCGCUCCCUUCCUUUCCACCACCUGGUUCUCCCCGGACGAGCGCGCCACGGCCACGGCCAUCGCCUCGCUGCUCAACUACCUGGGCUCGGCCGCCGCCUUCCUGGUGGGGCCGCUGGUGGUGCCGCCGCCCAACGGGACGGCGCAGCUGGCAGCGCCCUCCAACACCCAGCACAUCAAGGACCGCAUCGAGGCCGUGCUCUACGCAGAAUUUGGAAUGGUUUCCCUGAUAUUUUCUGCAGCGUUGGCCUACUUCCCCUCGCGCCCUCCGUUCCCCCCCAGCGUGGCUGCGGCGAGCCAGCGCCUCAGCUACAGGAGAAGUUUUUGCAGACUCUUAAGCAAUUUCCGAUUCUUGAUGAUUGCUUUGGCCUAUGCCAUACCACUGGGUGUUUUCUCUGGCUGGUCUGGUGUUUUGGAUUUGAUAUUAACACCCAUUCAUGUAAGCCAGGUGGAUGCAGGCUGGAUUGGAUUUUGGUCUAUAGUUGGAGGUUGUGUUGUUGGCAUAGCAAUGGCAAGAUUUGCAGAUUUUAUCAGGGGCAUGCUGAAGUUCAUACUGCUGCUGCUUUUAUCUGGAGCAACAUUAGCGUCAACCUGGUUCACUCUCACCUGUCUAACUUCUGUCACUCAUCUGCCUUUGACCACAGCUACACUGUACACAUCCUGCAUUUUGCUGGGCAUAUUCCUCAACAGCAGCGUACCAAUAUUCUUUGAGCUCUUUGUGGAGACAGUCUACCCUGUUCCAGAAGGAAUAAGCUGUGGAGUUGUCACCUUUUUGAGUAAUGUGUUCAUGGGAGUGCUUUUGUUUUUCCUCACAUUCUACCAUACAGAGUUCUCCUGGUUCAACUGGUGCCUGCCAGGGUCGUGUCUGCUCAGCCUGCUCCUCAUCCUGUGCUUCCGCGAGUCCUACGACAGACUCUAUCUCGACGUCGUCGUCUCCGUGUGAUCACCCCGCACUGGUGAGGGCUUGGAAGAGACUGGAAGUCGGCUUUGCAGUCUGCACAUCUGCCUGGAUUUGCACAGCUGAACAGCAGAAAAACAAAGAAAUUUCAAGACUUAAUCGUGGCUUUAUUUAGAGAGGGUGAGGGAUGGGUCAUUCUUAUGUUCAAGACCAUCUUGAUUUGCCAUAAAUGUGGAACUGGAGUGGUGAUGGAGACACCAAAAUGCACAAAGAGAAUCUCUCUGCUGUCCAGGUCCCUGUGCAGGGCUGGGGCUCUCUGUUGAAGAGGCUGUUGAUGUAGCAGUGAGGUGUAUGUUGUGUGUGUGUGCCUGUGUGCUGACUCACGGUUAUACACACCAGGGUACCAGUAAUCUUCAGAGUCUUCUAUCAGAAUGAAAAUAGGGAAUAAUCUUAACAAAAGGAAAAAAAAUAAGAAAGAAAACAAAAAUCAUUUCAAGAUCUCUUUAAAAUCACUAGUCAUUUAUAUUUUGAAUGUUCAUUAAACAUUUAAGCUAAAAUGAUUUGGUGCUUGUACACUACAUUUACAUUCUAAUAAAGUGGGUUCUGAUAUAAGACACUGGUACCAGGGUUUUUAGCCAUACUAAAUACCCCACAUAAUCCUUGCAGUUUUAUUAGAGGUGUAUGUUACCACCCUGGAGCACAAGUAAACAAUAGCUUUAGCUGCCACUGAAUCCUAACCUGCACCCACAGUCAUCUCUGAAAUACCACCCUGGUUCCUGAUAUGGAGCAUCUGUGGUGUACUGGAGUGUCACUCUAGGUAAAUGUCGCUGUUCUAAAGGCCACCACUGUGUCACCUUUCCAUCCUCCAUCUCCAGUACUGCCUUUUUUACUGUUUGUGCCACUGAAUACUGUGGGUGUGGAUGUCUGAAUCCUGCUAGCUCUCUCCUGAUACUCUAAGGUGUGUGUGGUUUUUAGGAUUAGUUUAUGACUGAGGGUGCCUAAACAAUAUUGCUUGUAACCCAAGUCUGGAGAAAUCACUGUUUCCUAAAAAAACCUUUCUAGUUGAGGAGGUGCAUUGAUGGCGAAAUGACAAUGAGUUUGACAAUGAGUAACUCACGAGUUCUGGCAUAAUAUGGGAAAUUAUUGCCAGCUCUUUUUAUCAGUACUAAUCUGUGGUCGUUCCGGCCCUUACUUGAACAUAAAUAUUAAAGACACUUUGAAUAGUUUUUUAACUCAAUUUUUAAACCUGCUAAUGAUUUCUUAAUUAUAUUCUUAGAUUUCAGUUCAGCAUCAUUUAAAAUAUUUCUGUAUGUGUGUGUGUGUGUGUUCUGUGCUUUGUGUUAUGGGGAUGUGUUUGUGUGUAUGGGGGCGUGCAUAUUUAUAUCAAUGUAUACACAAAUAAAACUUAUAUAUAUAAGAGAUACAUAUAUAUAUAUAUAUAAGUUGUGCAAGGGUAUGUGUUUGCCUAGGUUUACUCCAGGUGAUCCUGCCUGGGGAAGGUGAUGUGCCCUUGUUUGUACCCAAGCCAGUCACUGCCAUGAGUGGGAAACAUCGUGCACGGCCUGCGACAGGGAUUCUUUUCAGGGAAUGAUUUCCUGUCCUGGCAGUUCUGUGGCAGGGGGUGGGUGCACGUGUUGGAGGAGGCUCUGCAUCUCUAGAAGUUGAAUCAAGCACCCUCUGCUCCUGUGUGGGGCUCUUCUUUGCCCCUGGGGCAACACCAACACGGUAAGCUCACCCAAAUAAACCCAGAACUACCUUUCAGACAUGGAUCUGUUCCUUCUGCCUGCUCUCCUUUUGUAGAGAGAAUACACCUCUAAGACUUAACUCAGAAGUGUAUCUGUGCAGUAAAAUAAAACAAGCUGUUCCCUGCUUUUAUGUUUUCAGAGCAAUUGAUGUCCUUACUGUAGUACUGAAAAUGGAUUUAGCUCAUUGUUUGUAUCAGUUCUGAAUAGUCUUUCCUGUCUUGAAGCAGGUUCUUUGUGGUAGUGGAGCUAACCUGCAUAGGGAAAAUGAAAUCAGUCCAACCAGCACAUUCAGAUCCACUGGCAUCAUCCCUUACUUUUCAGAUGAGUGGUGUUAACUGUCCAGCUUCUUUUUACUAUGUUUUAGUGCCUGGAUUAGUUUCAGUAUCCAGUAGCUGCUGCUACCUAUUGUCUCUGAAACCAGGGAUCGUUUGCCAGGAGUCUGGAGUUGCAUUGUCAUGGCAGAACUGCAAGCUGGGAUGGCUCUCCAGAGCUCUGUUUGUGCAAUUUACUGUAGCUAUAUAAAGAUCAAAAUUGCUGUCCUGAGUUACAGAGAUUUCUAACCCUUUCACUGUCCUGACUGUUUUAAGGUGGAGAAGCAUUUUACACAAUGCUUAGACUAUAACCUAUUCUUCCUCUGUUCCAGAAGGCAACAGACAAUUUAAAAUAUUUGUCAGUGCUUCCAGAUGCAGGCUCUCUGUAGUCAGGGGAGAUGAGUGAACCUCUUGUUUUAAACCCUGUUGAUUGUUUUUCUGAGUCAGAGUGAAUGGCUCACUGUGGCUCUGAUGCUUUGGUAGCUGUUUCUCUGUGUGGUGAGUUGACUGUGGGUGGACACCACGUGCCCAGCAAAGCCACUCUGUCAUUGCCCUCCCCAGCUGGGCAGGGGAGAGAAAAUGCAAUGGAAAGCUCAUGAGUUGAGGUAAGAACACUCACCAGUGACCAUCAUGGGCAAGGCAGACUCAACCUGGGGAAACCAGUUUAGUUUACUAGCAAUCAUAUCACAGUAGGAUAAAGAGAAAUAAAACCUGAUCUUGAAAACACCUUCCCCCAUCCCUCCCUUCUUUCCAGGCUUAACUUUACUUGUGGUUUUCUCUCCCCCUUCCCCUCAGCAGCACAGGGGGACAGGGAAUGGGGGCUGUGGUCAGACCAUCACACAUCUCAUCCCCUGAGGACUCCUCACAUCCUUCCCCUGCUCCAGCAUGGGGGCAGACAAUUCUCUACGAAUUUCUCCAUUGUGGGCAGGGACCUUUGGGAACAAUCCUGCCAGCAAACCUGCUCCAGUCUGGGCUCCUCUGUCCAUCGUGCCAGGAGUCUGCUCCAGCAGGUUUCCCACAGCCUCCUUUGGGCAUCCAGCUGUGGGGCACGGGGUUCUCCACAGGCUGCAGGGGAAUCUCUGCUCCCGUGCCUGAGCAGCUCCUGCCCCUCUCUCUGCCCUGAUCUGGGUACCUGCAGAGCUGCUCCUCUCUCCAGCUCUGCAGUCACUUCCUUUCCCUUCCCAAUCUCUUAUCCCAGAGGUGUUAUCACCAUGGCUGGUGGGUUCAGCCUUGGCCAGAGCUGCAUUUGUACCCUGGCUGGGCUGGCUCUGUCCCUCGUGGGGAGCUCCCACUGCUCCUCAGAGAUGCCAGCCCUGCGGCCCCUCGCUGCCAGAGCCCUGCCAUGCUGAGCCCCUGCCCUGGCACUGCAGCUUGGGCUGAGUCACUGCCCCCAGGGCCUCUGCAGGGCUGGGAAACCUGCUGGGGCUUCACAGGCACUCUGCAGUCAGGGCUCAGCCCGAGUUCCCAGCAGCUCUGAUGGAAAUCUGCCCAUGUGAAAGUCAAAGGAUUGCUCCCAAGUUACUUGAAGUUGUGCAGGACAUGGCUGCAUUCCACACACUCAGGGUUCAAGCUUAGGAUUUUAUUAGAUUAGCAAGUCUGCUUUAGGAUGGAAGUGAGGAUUUUAAAUGUGCUCGUUGAGAUCUCUGAAAAACGCUUUAUCCCCAUCUGUACUCCACAGCAGCAUCCUUCUGUUGAGGGGCAGUCCCUUUCAUGUCAGUAACACAACUCAACCCACAGAAGUAUUUUUUGGAUAAGCAUUGCUGCCUGGUCACCCUUGUUUGGAUUUAGCAGGAGUGCAAGCUGCCAGGCUACCUGCACUUCUUUGGAAGUUUGAGUUUGAAGCACAGGGAGAGCCCUUAGCAGUGCAGAUGCAAUGAGCAGGAGUGCAGAAUAGGCUUGAAACAGUUAAUGCUUUUCUUAAUAAUGAAAGUUUGAAGUCUCUCUAGCUUGGACCAGUCACAGCAUUGGCUGCUGUGUGGCCUGUGACUUGCCAGCAGAGGAAGGUGCCCUGAGGAGCCCUGGAAUAUUCCUCUCUUUGUGGCCUGUGAGUUCACAGCCCUGAAGAACACAGGUAAUGUGUUGUGGUUUGUGUUGGGAAUGCUGGGACGUUGCUCCAUGGUGACCACUCUCUCCUAAUGGUUAUUGUAAACAUUUGUUUGGCUCAGGGACACUCCUGGUUCAGCUUCCAGUGCUGCUGGCUCUCCUUCUCCUGAGCUCUGGAGCUGUGCAAGCUCCCAUGCUGCUCAUGGGGAGCUCAGGAUUAGAAAAUGCAGCAGCACUGGUUCCUGGCUCUGGUCACUGCUGUUACCCAUUAACUCCCUCUGCCCUCCCUUGGGCUGCCUGCUCCCCUGAGCUGGAGGUGUGGGGAGGAGCUUCCUUGCUUCCAGAGCAAUUUUAGAGGGAAAGGAGCUUGGCUGACCAUGUACUUAAUGUACAAAAAAAUAGGCAAUUUUUUUUUUUUUUUAGAAAAUCGUGCCAGUUGGAAUAAAGUGCAGACCCAAAGGAUUCUGCACACAUCAUGAACAGAGAAUCUGUUAGAAGCAGCCUGUAAUUUACCUGAAACCUGUGAUUUUAGCUCCCACACCUGGAGAGGCCAAGCAAAUGGGCACUGUCUGUGUCAGGUAUUCAGGCUCACAGCAUCUCAGUUAUUCCCAACCAUCUGACAGAGCUGAGAGGAGUGGGAGUGGGAAGUCUUGAAUGUUGGAGUGGGUUGGGAGACCCCAGACUCUGUCAGUGUUUGUUGUGGUAACUUGGGGAAAGCAACAGGUUGGACUGAGUAACAAGAAGUGCCCAAUUCCAGGGGGCAUUUCAGCACCAAAAUAUUGCACUGGACUGAUGAAGUCCAUAUGCAGUUUGAAAUUUUGUGUGUCAGGGAUGUUAAUGCUGGGUUUGUUCUACAGUAAGCUGAGCAAGUGACUGCAUGGCCUUGCGCUGCAGCAUAAACAAGCAGCCCUGAUUGAUGUGCUUGUAUUGGCUCUUACAAGAAAGGGAAAUGUGAUUUAAUUGUCAGGAGUGACUGAAAUAUGAAUGGGAAUUACACAGUUUGCACAGUGGAUAUAACUGCUCUGUAAUGGUGUGACAGCAGGGCUCUAAUUGUUCAUUUCUUUUGUUGGGUCACUUGCAAAUUAAGUAGGUAUCUCUGACAAAGGCAUUUUUAUGUUUCAUUAGUUUUGAGGAGGUUCCUUUUAUACUAAGUACAGACCAUUGUAAUAACUUGCCAAGACAAGUGCUACAGUGUGUGGAAACGACACCAGUUCUGGGUAUUGGUUUGGUGUUUGAUGUUGGGGCUGCCAUUCUCUGGGUUGUUCAAGCACCACGUGGGAAGAGCAGGGAUGUGGGGUGUGCAAGGAGCUCUGUGUGUGUGGAUGCCCAGUUGUGAAGGGCAGAGCCAACCCUGCCAAAACACACAAGGACUUUGUCACCUUCCAUGGGUCCUGGCAUUCCAGCUGUGGGGGGAGAAGGGAGAAAUGCCGCCUUGUGGCUGCUGUUCCUUUCCAUCAGAGACAGCCAGGCAGCUCUAGGCUCCCUGCUUCACCUGAGGGGAUCAUCCCCCUCCGCACAGACUCCAUCCCACGUCCCUGCAGCCGUGGCUGCUGCCAGGUGGUUGUGGGUGGCACAGGAAUAUCUGCCUUGCUUCCUCCAGGAAUGUCACUGCAGCUGGCACAGAGCUGCCCCAGAGCAGGCACAGCCUCAGUGGAGUCAGAAGAAGAUGUCAAUCUGCUCACAAUUUUUGCAGUUUGUGUUUCAAGACAGAUGAAACUAAUAAAUAAAGGAAGAAAUGUAACUCUGUCCAAAGUUUUGACAAGCAAAAGCAAAUAUUUGCACAGAUGUGCUGGCUGCUGCCAAUUGUUUGGGAUUGCAAUGUUUUUGGAUCAAUUCAUGCCCCCCACAGCCCCAGCACUGUUUCUUCACUGCUCAGGCCCAGCAGCACCGUGGGAAGCUCCAGGCCCUGGUGGAGGCAGGACUGCAGCACAGAGGGAAGGGAAGGGAAGGGCUGAGCCAGGAUGCCCAGGACAGGGGAUGUUGGGCACCUGGGCUGUUUGCACAGGAGGGGUGGCUCCUUCAGCCCACUUGUUCCAGACCCUCAUUUUUUCCUUCCUCAAGGAUGAGUUUUUGACCUUCAUUUUCUGUUUGUGGUGGGUUUUGUGCCACAGGGACAGCUGUGGAUGUGGCACACGUGUGGAGGUGCUGCUUCUCCAAGGUGCAGCAGGCAAGGCAGGUGGGACUUGCUCUCUGCACCAACAGCUUUUCUCUGCACGCUCUCUCUGCCCAGUGGAUUCCUCCAUGGGAUUUAUCCUCUUGUUGCAUCUGGACAGACUCACUGCACUCACUGCAUUGCUACAUGAAGACAAUACCAGCAGCAAAACCUGUUUUCUUUACAGGAAGAUUUUCCCUUCAGGCUGAGGCCACUUCUCCAGCCUUGGUCCACGUGUUUGUCAAAGCCACCACAAGCCCAAGGUCACGUUUUUCUUCUCAGAGGGGAUGUGCAGGUUUGUGUGGGACAAGCCAGAGGGCCUGGGGAGGGGCUGCCAGGGUUGGGGUGCCCACCAUGCCAGGGGAGGGGAUGCUCCAUGUCCCUCCCCAGCAGGGACCCCCUGAAUGUGCAGUGUAAACUGGAGCUGUGUUCCUGCCCCUCCCUGCCCACAGCUCUUCUGCUCUGACCUUUCUGCUCCACCUGGGCUGAGCCAGCCCAGCAGAGCUGCAGGUGUCCCCACUGCCACCAGCUCCUGCUCCUGUGGGACAAUGAUGCAUUUUCCAAACAUAUCUCUUUUCUCUGCCUGUGAUAUUUGCUAGAUUAACAUCUCUUUUCCCCCUACCAUGUUUAAUGUCUUCCACUGUGCAUUUUAGAAAUAAGUACUUGAUAAGGUCACAAAAACAGCUUUUAAUUAUGGGACACACCUAACAGUUGGGGUUUUUUGAAGUGCAUGAACAUAUGGAGAAGGAAGAGGGUUUUACAUGUUGGAGAGCAUCUUUGUAAACUAUCCUCGACUUGUAAGACUGUUCAGUUUUACUGGAGUUUGUAUGCAUUUUACUUUUGUAAUUUUUAAAGUGAUUUGAUAGAAUUUUAUUUUAGGGCAAAUACUACAUUUUGUAUGCGAUAUUCCAAUGUGAUGUAUUUUUAUUUUUGAGAAAAUAAUGUUGAAACCACUAUAUACUUGUCAAUGUAACAUACCCACUGUGUAAUUUCUAUUUAAAACUGGACUCUGACCAUGAAGAGUGUGUUAUUUUACGUACUGGCUGUUGCACAUUAAAGAGGUUACUCAGUUUGCUGCCA